GCGUAUUUUAUUAUCUGGCUGACCAAGCGACGACGCCGUGUGCUUAAAACCUUAUGCGCAUUUCUACAUUUUACUACGAUAUAUUCGCUUGUUUUUUGUUGAUUUUUCUGCCGCUAUCGUUCUUCAUCAAUUCUUCUCGUUUCUACACCUAUUUCGGAUUGUUGUUUGCGCUUUGCUGGUUGUAAACUGUUGUGCAAAUUGAUCAGUUGCUUUUCUUCAGAAUUAAUCAUGAAAUCCGCGACAGAAAGUGGUGACGGUGGAGCCGGGCAGGUUUUGGUUGAAGAGAAAAGAUUUGCAAGGAUACUAACAUUGAACAGGCCCCGGCAAUUGAAUGCUCUUUCAUUUCAAAUGAUUACAGAACUGCUGAAGCAUUUCACAGCUAAUGAGGAGGAUCCAAAAGUAAAGUUGUUGAUUUUGAAGGGAAAAGGCAGAGCAUUUUGUGCGGGUGGAGAUGUUGCAGAAGUUGCGCAUUCUAUUAAUGAAGGUCACUGGACUAAUGGUGCAAAUUUUUUCUGGAAUGAGUUUAGAUUGAAUUACCUAAUUGCAACUUACAGCAAACCUCAGGUUUCUCUUCUCAACGGGAUUGUGAUGGGAGGCGGGGCUGGUGUUUCCAUACAUGGUAGAUUUCGGAUCGCUACUGACAAAACAGUUUUUGCAAUGCCAGAAACAGCUUUGGGAUUGUUCCCAGACAUAGGUUCUUCAUAUUUUUUAUCAAGGCUUCCUGGAUUUUUUGGGGAAUAUGUUGGUCUAACAGGGGCGAGGUUGAAUGGAGCUGAAAUGCUUGCCUGUGGCCUUGCAACACAUUUUGUGCCUUCUGGGAGAUUGACGGCCCUGGAAGAAUCGCUGACUAAAGUGGGCUCCUCUGAUCCCUUCGCUGUUUGUGCUGUUAUAGACAAGUACUCAGAGCAAUUUCCUUUGAAAGAGACUAGUGCUUUUAACAGAUUGGAUGUUAUUGACAAGUGCUUUUCAAAGAAUUCUGUUGAAGAAAUUCUGUCAGCCCUUGAGCAGGAGGCUGUAAAUAACACUGAGUGGAUUCUGGCCGCAGUUCAGUCUUUAAAGAAAGCUUCUCCUUUGAGUCUAAAGAUCUCUCUUCGAUCGAUCAGAGAAGGGCGCCUACAAAGCAUAGGUCAAUGCCUUACUAAGGAUUAUAGAAUCUGUUGUCACAUUCUGCGCAAAGAGGCAAGCAAGGAUUUCUUCGAGGGUUGCAGGGCUUUGCUUGUGGAUAAAGACAAAAACCCAAAGUGGGAACCUUCGAGAUUGGAGUUAAUAGAUGAUGCGAUGGUUGAUCGGUAUUUCUCCAAGGUGGACGACCAAGGAUGGGAAGACCUGAAACUUCCAACUAGACAAGGCCCUGGUAUCAAGCUUGGAUCAAAGCUCUAAAGAAACACGUAAUUCGCACUUCCGCAAUAUGGAAUGUCAAGAUUAUGAGAAAUUAUUUUGUGAGGAGUUCGGAUGGGGAGAACCGUCCGUAUUUGUUAAGUAUUUGUAAAUACUCAGCAAAUACUUAGUAAUAAUCAAUAUUGACAAGUUUUUUAUGAGUAUUUUGUAAGUAUUUGUUGAGCAAAUCCGGACAGUUCUACCCGUAUGGACUCCGCACGUAAUAAUUUUCCUGAGAUUACAGUUAAAAUAUUUAAGUGGUAAUUUGUUUUUUGCCAUUGUAAUAAGGCAAUAGCUUCCUUUCUUUCUUUGUUCAAAUUUGCUGUAACAUUUUCGAUGUUAAACACAUUAUUAGAAGAAAGUAAUGUACUCUAUCAAAUGUUACAGGAUUUCCAUAGAUCAGACGUAUGGUUUGUUGGUGAA
Dendrobium catenatum is the source of this 1800-nucleotide messenger RNA. Its product is annotated as 3-hydroxyisobutyryl-CoA hydrolase 1. NCBI's taxonomy places the organism in Eukaryota, Viridiplantae, Streptophyta, Magnoliopsida, Asparagales, Orchidaceae. The coding region runs from base 229 to 1380 and encodes 383 amino acids. The transcript is spliced from 14 exons. Gene Ontology annotation, molecular function: 3-hydroxyisobutyryl-CoA hydrolase activity. The record is from RefSeq and is a predicted model, not a curated record. Gene Ontology annotation, biological process: L-valine catabolic process.